GCCUACUCUCGCCCAGAGCCGUCUCUGCUCUCGCCUACAUGUCAGGUGAGGUGAGGCGCAUCUCAAAACGAGCCUAUUGCCUACGUCAUCAUUGCAACGUUAGCCCCGCCCACUGGCGUGUUAGUGAGAUGAGGAGGAGAGGAGAGCAAUACAGUACAAAAACAACAUUACCUUUCAAAGGCUCCUAAUGCUAGGAAUAUGGUUAUUUAUUUUCAACAAUGUGAAUGUCUCAGUUGAGCUUUAUUUAUUUGUAUUCGAUAUUUCACUGUGAAUUCCUUGGUAAAUCUAUCAUAUUUCGGCACAGUCUUUGCAAACAGACAUUUACUAUAUGGACUCCACAGCAAUGCAACAACAUCAUGAAGUGUGACCUCAAGAAGAAACUCUUACUUUUUUCAUUCGUGCUGUACUUGAUUCUUAACGUGGAAUCAACGCAUGAAGUCAAUGGUACGGUGGAAGAAAACAUCACCGUUGAAUUCACAUUUCAAGAUUCUGUUAUCAACAGUUUUCCCAACAAACGUACAAGUCUGUACAAUAAUGGGAACAAGAAAGGAUAUUGCAGACAAACAGAUACUUCUUGCUCAGAAAAGUUUGUACUCAGUGAUGUGGAAAACAGUACUGUCACACUACACAUCACAAAUCUCUCACUGGAAGAUGAAGGAACAUAUCAUGUUGCGGUGCUUGCUUAUGGUGUAAACCCUCUUAUUGAGAGCAACAAAAUUCAUAUUACAGUCAAAUUAGGGAAUAAAACAACAGAAAUUAUACCCAUAUCUCUCCAUGAAAGCGUAGUGACGAAUCCUCCUAAACUGGAGACAUUGGAACAAAAACCAUUCUUAAUUUUCUUCACUGCAUUACUCAUAAUAUUUAUAUGUCUCUUUGUGGGCAUAUUGUGCUGGUUUUACAGGACCUAUCCAAGAAAACCAGAUGCAGAAAACCCACCAGUUCAGAACAACAGAACACCACAAGGGCAAUGUGGGAGAUCCGGUGCUGUGUUUGUCAGCUGUGUGGAGUAUGGAGAGUUAGACUUUCAAAAUAGACCUGAAAGAGAUGACAGAGUAAACCCUGUCGAGGCAACAUCAAAGGCCCAGGACGGAGUGGAAUAUGCUGCCAUCAUUUUCCCUCAGCAAAAACAGAUACCAAGUGGGCGGAUGAGAAAUAAACAGCAAGUUCACAUGAGCAUGACCAUGAAGAUAACAUCAGAUGUGGCUGCAUGUGUUGGCAUUUGUGAGUAGGAGUGUUGAUGGAGUUAUAAACUACAUUUUAAACUGAGAGCUGGAGAAAAUGAAGACUUCUUUCUCUCUAAAAUUUCUGCAAACAGCAAAACCUAACAUUUCAAACCGCAAAAUAUGCAAACACCUUGUGAAGUAUGACUCUAAACUGCAUGUCGAAUAGUUUCCAGCACCCACACAGGCUUGUCCUGAAUAUCUAAUGAGAAGCCCGAUAUGGCCUAUUAAAGAACUGUGGGCUGACUUUUCGCCGCAUGCAAGUUUCACUUACUUUAAGUUUACAUUGAAAUGUUUUCCUUUGAACCAACAAGAUAACCACAGUAGUGCUGGUUAAGCAUUUAUCAUAGCCUGCUCUGGAGGAACCUCAUGAAUCUUAUUUUCCAUUCAUUGUGCUCAUUGAGACAGUUACAUCCUGUAACUAUCAUUCAGGUAGGUCUUUAUUACUUUUUCUAGAAUCAUAUUUUGUCUUCUGGUUCUAUAAAUAUUUAACAGAAAAGCAUUAAUACUAUGCCUAUAUGAGAGGUGAUAUUUGUGAAUACACUGUGGACACUAUUGGGAAUUGUUACGAUGUGCAGCAGAGAAUAUUUUUACAAUACCAUUUUAAAAAAGAAAUAAAGAAAAAAAAUUCAUUAAAACAAAAUUUUAAUAAACAGAUUCAUUAAGUGGCAUUGUAACAGUUAUCUUCAGUUAGCCUAGUUUCAGUUUCAUGGACUUUCAGUUUGUUUUCUAUUAUCACAUGUUCAUAUUCCCGCCACUCAUCUAUCACCUUGGUUACCAUCAUUACUUGUUCAUAUUUUUUAGCUGUGUUCUAUUAUCCUCGUUUGUGUUUACUAAUUAAGUCGUUCCCUCUCCUGCGCACCUUGUCCGGUCUCUGCUAUACUCAGAGCCCUGUCCACACGGAGACACGUUUAGCUGUAUACGCAAAAAUUUUGUAACGUAUAGGCGUUUCGUCCAGACGGAUCUGCCAUUUUGGGAGCCUGAAACUGCUAUUUUUUGAAACCGGGUCCCAGAGUGGAUAAAUCUGAAAGCGACACCCUUUGCGUUUUCGUGUGUACAGCCAAUCUGUAUAUUUUGUAUAUUUUGUAUGUAUAUGUCAUCACCCCAAGUCUCGACCCUAGUCAGACACUGCUAUGUCACGUAACAGCAACAACAACUACAAGCUUGUGUUCGUGCUACAGAAGCUACCAGGCCUAUUAGUUUUACUAAAAUAAAGCUUUAUUUCUAAGCUUUACUAAAGUUUGUAUACAGCGCGCAAGGCUUAUGCGCGUGCUCCAAGUCUUAUUCUCCGUUUUUAAUGUAUCUCUGUGGCAGAAUUACAGCACCACAUACUGAUCUGGCAUGUAUACUACAUUGUUUUGAGUCGGUUUCAAUGGUUUCGUGUGUACGCAGAUAUUUCUUGAGAUUAUGAAAAAAAAAUAGGGAAUAGAUAGGAAAAGCUCUGGCUUUGUGUGGAUGUGACCUGUGUAGCAUCUGAAUCGAUCAAACACACAAUUGUAAAAGUUACACUUCCAACCCUUCACCCAUGCAGGCCCCGUAAUGUCUGGCUCCCCCACUGAACGCUAUCACCUUUCUGCUUCAAUCACACACUUCAAAGACACUUGGCACAUUGAUUGUUCUCAAUACAAGAACCAGACAUACAGCCCAUAGAAAUGGCUUCCUUUCCAUUAAUUCAUUGACAAAUUUGCUUAAAUGAAGGAACAUGCAUUUCACUGGUGCAUUUUGUGCAUUAUUACUGUGUGUUAUGCAUGUCUGAAAUUUGGAACUACUAGAUAAUGUAGUUCAUCUAGGUGGUGUUUCAUAUCAAAUUACUCCUUGUUUAAUGACUUACACUUUGGUGGACAUCAACAUCUCAUACAAUGCAUUGUACAGUGCACAGCAUAAAUGAGUACACCCCCUCUGAACAAAUACAAAAGAGGUAUUUUUUUAUGAUCACUAAUACAAUUCAUGGAAAAAUGGCAAAACUAGAAUGUAUUAAACAUGUACAUAAUAAAAACUGAGAAAUAUAUGUGGCCGUGAAAAUGUGUUGACUAUAAAAAAACUCAAACACAGCCAGACAUCUAAAAAAAAGAUUCUUUAUUUCUGACUGCGUAUGAGAAAGACGCGGCAUUAAUGUCUGAGGUUUCCAUUUGAGGGAAGGUGUAUAAACAAAAUUUGUACAGCGGAAAACAACAACAAAAAAUAAAUAGAAGAAAAUUUGUUCAAACAGAGAGUUCACAAAGUAUAGUUUGAAUCGCAAUGUUCCACAAAUGUACAAAGAAACAAACUAAAAUAAAAGAUAACAGUCUCUUCCUGGGUACUUAAUUCAGAUCAAUUUGCACAAAUUUCCUUUACAACUAUGAAAGGAGUUGUAACCUUCUCAAAAAUAAAAGUACGCAAAACUCAAAGUACACACUAUUUGUUCAAUACCCCCAAAUAAACAAUGGUAGUGGCUUGAUGUUUUCUGGAUAAAGAACAAAAUAGAAACAUUAUUAAAGAUGCAUUCUCAUAAGCCACACACACUUGUAGGACCAAAACUAAAUACAUUUAACCCUUUAAAACCGGAUGUGUCGUCGGCGACACAUCCAACCAAGCUGUAUUCAUGUUACCGUAACUCUUGAACCGUUUGCGCCAUCGUAAUAAUUCAAAUUGCUACAGAUAAUAGACAACAUGGGCUUUUCGGCAAUAUAAGGGUUAUUACGGUAAUUUCGUGCCUUCCAUCAGCAAAUGGCAGCCGCUUUCGGGGAGAGAGGGUGGAAGGAGGAUUUGAACGUAGAUAUGGAGCGCGGCAGUUUAGGGAGUUUUGGAUCGCAUAAAUAAUAGAAGAAACAAACAAAAACAUGGUGAAGGAGUACACAGUCAAUUGGGACGAUUUUUUAUAAGACUUGGGAGGAGGCUAAGUGAGGCUCGCAUUUCGCAUUUGGUGUGUGCAACUGUAUAACGUGUCCGUGCGGUAAAUGUAUGCGUGCUGAUGCGUGCAUAUGUAGUAUAUGUAUGCGUGUAUGAAAAAAAAUUCUCCUGAAUGAAAACUGUGCAACCAAAUGUCACAAAAUGACUUGUAUAUAUGUAAUAUAGUUGGAUUUUCAAGUUUGAAGUGUUAGAUUCUUUCGAUCAUCAUUUUUCUCUUUUUUUUUCUAAAUAAAAAUCAGAAAAUGUUUUUUUUUUUUUUUUUUUUUUCGUCUAUUUAAAUUCUGUUUAGAAACUCACCAUAUACAUUAAUGGUCAAUAACUGUAAUUUAUUGAAAGCCAGUUGUUUUCUGAAAAAAAUGACACCUUGCACUUGAAGAUAGCACAUUGUUAGAGAAUUUUAUAAUAAAAAAAAAAAAACAUAAUAUGUGAAAACGGGCUAUUUUAGCUUUAGGUUCUAAAGGGUUAACAUUCUCCACAUGAGCAUUAACAUUAUAUUCAUUUUUAUUCCUUAAGAUAAGUUAUUAAUAAAGUUGAAUGAAUAUCGAUGUCAAAAACAGUAUACAGCUCUUAAACAAUUUCAUAAGUGAACAUAAGCAUUUACAAUAAAGAAUAAAAUAAAUAACACUCUCUAUGACGCGCACAAUAGAAAUCUCACGCAGCUGACAAUUCACGUGCACUCACGUCUCUUCGUUCUCCCCUCUGAUACCAUUUAUCAAAAAAAAAGAAUUACUAUUCACUUUUCCCUCAAAAUGACAACAUAAACUACAACAGAACACUCAAACAUGUAAUGAUUACAUUGAACGAACAUUCACGCUCAAUAUCUGUCACUCGGGAAAAUAACGUAAUCCGUGCGAUCAACACCUGCCACAGCUGCACAGUAAACGGAAUCAAACACCAAAAUUCGGAUUUCCUCCUUUCUUCCAGAAAAAUGGUGUUAUUUGCCACCGCACUUCAGUUCUCGUGUGCUCCGUGAUGUCUCUAUUUUCAGUCCCGAACGCAUAUUCUUUCUGUAGUUGUGUAACUGCACUACCUAUACGCAAAAGUGCCCCCUAAUGGCGGGUAGGAAUGACUACAAGCUUCUUUUUUUUUUUUUGCCCUGGUUACACUCUCCCCUACCACAAGUCAGCGACGCGUGGACUUUCCUCUUAACUGUCCACAGCACCUUUCAGUUUUUCAGACAUGUACAUUACCAUGCCUUCCAAAACUUGAGACAAAACGUCUGGGCUGAAUGAUACAGCAUUACAGGUGGACUUGGGCAAAUUGUACGGGUUACUGUGUUUACCUGCAGUCUGCCUUUAAGACCGACGUGGCACCGAUGUAGGUGCUCUUGGCUCAACUGGGACAGCCAAACUACGUCUCUGAGCCGGAACUGGACGCUUCACCACAGUAACAGAAACAGAGUCCAUUGGCUCCACUUCUACGCUACCCAUUUCAUCGUCUGCAUUUCUCUCCAUUGCAGUUAGUGGUUUAUCAACACUCUCGCAUUCUCCGAAUUCAGGCUCUAUCGAAACCUCUACCUGCGGACUGGACUGUUCCAGACUUCCUUCCACUAAAGGCUUUGGCUGCCCUCUUGCUGUUCGCCAUGUCUCCUCACGUGAGGCGUCACGUUGUAUGCAUACACCAAUUCUGGCAGGUGUUCAGGCCACCUCCUCUUCUUGUCGGGUGGUAGCGAGCGCAGCAGGUCAUGCAGAGUGCGGUUGAGCCGCUCACAAUGGGGUUCCCUUGCGGGUGAUAUAGAGUGGUUCUUGACUUCCAUACCCCCAUACAAUUUACAAAGUUCUGCUAUGACCGCGCUCUUAAAGUUCCUCCCCUGGUCGGAGUUCAGUCUCUGCGGUACUCCAUACCUGAGAAACCACUCUUUCAAGAGGACCUUGGCGGUGGUAUCCACUUUCUGAUCCCGGGUGGGGAACGCCUGGCUAAACUUGGUAAAAACGUCCGUCACCACCAGGACGUUUUCUCUGCCAUCAGAGGUGGGCUCAAGGGUAGUAAAAUCAACAGCUACCACUUCCAAUGGGCGGGAAGCCAGAAAAUGGUCCAGGAUGCCCGUAUCUUGGGCUGAGGCAUCUUAGCAAGCACACAACGUUGCACAAUUCUUCACCCAUUUGUCUACAGCCUCAUGCAUCCCUGCCCAAUAGCAUCUUUGCUUGAGCAAGCCCAACGUUCUCUCAAUUCCUUGGUGUCCCAUUUGGUCAUGAACACUUCGUAGCACUGCCUCAACAAAACAAGUGGGAAGCAACAGCUGCUGACACUGACCUAGGAACACAUCAUCAACUACCCGAUACAAUAAUCCUCCAUCUUCCUUGAUCUUGUCCCAUUGCUUGAGCAAUGACCGCACCUGCCGAGGCAAAUCCCGUCUCUCGCGGGCGGAAGGCUUCCUCCUCGCUUUCCAAAACUGUUUUAGGAUACUCAGAGAAGGAUCAGCAUCCUGAAAGCAACAGAGCUCCUUUUUUGUAUACCCGGGUAAAGUUGGAGUGUUUCCAAGGGCAUGUUCUGGGCUAACUUCCCCUCAAUCAGAUCUACUGGCACCGGUCUAGCCAUUGCAAGGUCUGGUUCUACAGCCGUUCCCGCCUGUAGCUCAUUGCAAAUGGCUACACAGCCAUCAAACUCAGCAUCUUCGGUCACUACCUCUGCACUUUCUAGCUGCGGCCUCUGGGAAAGAGUGUCAGCCGCUGUAUUAUAACGCCCCGGCCGGUAGCGAACCUCGAAAUUGAACACUGCGAGCUGUGCCACCCACCACUGCUCCACCGCUCCCAACUUAGCCAUGUUAAGAUGACAGAGUGGGUUGUUGUCAGUGAGGACAGUGAACUGCGAUCCUAGCAGGUAACCUCAGAACUUUUCUGCUACAGCCCACUUCAACGCUAGGAGCUCUAAUUUCAUGCUGCUGUAGUUCUGGUCGUUGCGUUCGGCACCUCUCAACCUUCGACUAGCAUAGGCUAUGACCUUUUUUCUCCCACUCUGGUACUGGUACAAGACAGCGCCCAAACCCAAGCUACUGGCAUCUGUCUCCAGCAUGAACGGAAGAGAGAAGUCGGCAUAUCCCAGCACUGGAGCGCAGGUCAGCUCCCUCUUCAGACGCUCAAAUGCCUGUUGGCACUCAGAUGUCCAAGACCCCUGGAACCACUUAUCGCACUGGGCCCCACUACCCUUUUUGGUGCACAUAUUCACAACAUCGUGCAAAGGUCCUGCCACCUUGGAGAAACCCGCAAUGAACCGUCGGUAAUAACUGCAAAACCCCAAAAAGGACCACAGUUCCUUCACAGCACUAUGCGCUGGCCACUGCUCUACAGCACUAAUCUUAUCAGGGUCAGGGCCUACCCCUUGGGCCGAUACUCAGUGCCCCAGAAACCUCACCUCCGCUUGGAGAAAGUGGCACUUCUCCACUUUAAUCUUCAACCCAGACUCCCACAGCCGGCAUAGCACUAUUUCAAGUCUGGACAGGUGAGUCUCGAAUGUAUUUGAAUAGACCAAAAGAUCAUCCAAGUAAACAAGAACUAUUUGGAACACCAGAUCACCCAUUACAGGCCUGCAUGAGUCUCUGGAAUGUUGCCGGUGCAUUGCAGAGACCAAACGGCAUCCGUUCAUACUCUUAUGCCAAUCCUUCUCGUGGACAGCCACUUGGUGAUAGCUGCUUUGCCAGGCCUAUGGUUGAAAACACCUGGGCCUUACACAGCGCAUCUAGGCUCUCGUCGAUUAGCGGCAGGGGAAACGCAUCUCGCUGAGUCUUCGAGUUCAGGUUUCCGGUAGUCUAUGCAUAGCCGCAAACUCCCAUCGGCCUUCCUGACUAAGACCACCGGGGAUGCCGCCGGGACGCACGUUUUGAGUUUGCCAGCUAGUCGAACUGUGGAGCUUGCCCCAAUUAGCGCAUCUUCAUUUACCUUACUAAAAGCAUCUCGCCAAUGUGAGUCUAGUGUUCCCGCCAGGGCAUUAUCAAACUCGGCCAAGAUCAGCUGUUUGCAGCGCUGUGCAAUAUUCAUGGCAAGAAUUCCUGGAGGUGAAGAAUCAUCUUCUCCAUCCUUCUGGUCUCGGACUAUCAAGAAUCCACAACCAGGUAUUGUUAACCCCAAACCUGAAUAUCCAACUCCACAUACCCCAAAUAUGGGAGAGGCAGUUUGUUAGCGGCUGUAAUCCGCAACCACUUCAUGGUGCUGUGCAUAUUCCCCUUGUCAUUGCUUGGCUCUGCUCAAUGGAGGGACCACGUUUCCCCGACGCUCAUUCUUCGGCAGGGGCCACUACCUGUCCUUCCUGUUUGGGCGGCAAUGUGCACUUGUGGGCUGUAUGUCCCACACCUUCACACCUAAAGCAAACUGGCUGACCGUCUCGAGUAUAUCUGGGCUUAUUUUUACCUCGUUGGAGCCUUUCAGAGCCCAAACUAGCUCUUUGAGUCGUAAGGCUACGGACUGCAUUAGUUAACUCGCCAAUUGCUUUUCCUUAUUGUGCCACUGCUUUCAGGGGUCAUCCGCUUUUCUUGGAAAGUGGCCCUUAAGCAAUCAAAUAGGUCCCGAGGCAUUGCAUCCUCCUUCCCCACACACAAUUUAACCUCAUCAAGCGCUGAUCCCCUUAAGUGUGACAAAAUAAAGUGUGCCUGAUCUUCUUCACUCAAUCCCCUUACCCGAAUUACUCGUUCGAGUUCCUCAAACUCGUCAAUGGUCUGGCAGUCUUUACUAGGGUCACCACAAUAAGGAACAAUUUGUCUUUCUCUGGGAAUAUAGACAUAUGAUCUAGUAUUCACACUGCUCAGACUAGCAAGUGUCGACAUCACCUGGUCAUGUCUCCUUCCCAGCUCCUGAAUUUGUGACCGGAGCUGUAGGAAAGGAUUACCUCUCUCCUCGUCGUCAGCGCUGAAGGCAGCACCAGCCCCAUGGCUGUCGACCUCCUCUGUGAUCACCUCAUCAGGAGCUUCUGCCUCCAUACCUCAGUAAUCAAGAGUCUCAGUCUCUACAAAGUUCACCCACAAACACAGUCUGAUGCAGCCUCCUUGUUUCAGCAGGUCCUGGCACUCUGGCUCCUUGUCUUCCCGCAGUCCUUCCUGGUUCUGUGCACAGCUCUCUCGGCGGACUCUGGGACAC
Ctenopharyngodon idella (grass carp) is the source of this 9175-nucleotide messenger RNA. RefSeq lists its product as uncharacterized. The transcript has 7 exons. Lineage: Eukaryota; Metazoa; Chordata; Actinopteri; Cypriniformes; Xenocyprididae. Bases 225 to 1229 code for a protein of 334 amino acids. The record is from RefSeq and is a predicted model, not a curated record. Gene Ontology annotation, biological process: negative regulation of immune response; positive regulation of T cell apoptotic process. Gene Ontology annotation, cellular component: external side of plasma membrane; membrane.